Sus scrofa (pig) is the source of this 7823-nucleotide messenger RNA. RefSeq names its product ERCC excision repair 6 like 2 (gene ERCC6L2). Gene Ontology annotation, molecular function: ATP binding. NCBI's taxonomy places the organism in Eukaryota, Metazoa, Chordata, Mammalia, Artiodactyla, Suidae. The record is from RefSeq and is a predicted model, not a curated record.
AUUCUCCUGCAGAGCCUCCGGAAAAGCCAGUCCAGCUGACACUUUGAUUUUAGCCUAAUGAGAUCCAUGUAGAGCUUCUGCCUUACAGAACUGUAACACUUUGGAGCUGUUUUAAGCCAUUAAGUUUGUGGUAACUGGUUACAAUAGCCAUAAGAAAUUAAUACAGGCCCAUUCAGGCUAAUCUAGUUCAAUGAAAUGUCCUACAGUACAUUAACAUGUGCGGAAACCAUUUUUGUAUUAAUCUUUGCGCAAUAUCUGUAAAAGUAUUACAUGAGUAGUCCCCAUUAAUUCCUGAGUGGUACGCUGCUCUGAAGAUCCUUCCCAAAAUAGCCCUAUGGUUUGCUAAGUGUUUUCCCAAAAUGUGUUACACAAACCACUGGUACAUGGAAAAAACCCUUUUACCGCAUUUAUACCUUUAUCUUGAACUUAGGCAUGUGUCACAUGUUUUGUAUUCACUUAUUUAUGAUUUACACCAUUUUAGUGUAAGACUAGGAAAACAUGCCUCUCGUGGGUGUCCUGACGUCGGUGUCCACACGGUUAGGGUGGCACUGCAGAAGGGAACUGUUCGCUUUCUCAAGUUCCUAGGCAGCUGGAAACACGACGAGUAAACCAAAUGCGUAAUAUAAGCCAGAGAGUUACGAUCUCCGGGACGACAGUCUCCUGCUGGGUCGUCACCUUUCUUCCCCGUUCUUAUAAGACCCACAGUUAGGUCCAAGCCCACGAACAAACCUUCCUGCCUCUCUCGGAAGCCACAAGCUCUUCCCCGGGCCCAGCGAUACCAAAUCUCGCGAUAUUUGCAACUAUCGCGGAUCUUUGUGUUACAGGCCUCCUAGAGGAAAGACGCCCGAAGAUCGCUCCGCCCCUUGAACCAAGAUUUUGGUUCUCGUGAGAUCUCGAUGACAGUUCGGAAGCCCGUUCUCGCGGGAUUUUCCGAGUCCGGGUUGGAAGUUGCAGUGGGCUGCAAGGGAGGCCCGAUACUGAGAGUGAGGGUAAGGGGGAGAUUUGCCCGCCGGUUGUCCUUCUCCCCCGGCUAGGUGAGCGCCUCUUGCCAGCUUCCGGCUCUGAUGCAGUCUCGGACGCCACCGUCCCGUAUCCCUGGACCACCUCAAGCUCCACAUUUGCUCUCUCUUCUCCCGUGACGUCGGGCUUCGGGGGAGCGAUGUACGGAGGGAGGCUGGAGGUGGAGUUGGUCGCCGUCCGCCCGCCCCCCUCCUCCUCCUCGCCGUCCUCCGCCGCCUGUCAGGUGUUAAAUGCAACCAGGCUGCCAGGCCCCUCCCCCUGGGCAGAUGGAUCCCUCUGCCCCGAAACCCCGCGCGGAAACCACCAGCAAAGCUAUAUGGCAUCCAGGAGAAAGAUGUCUUGCCCCGUCUCCAGAUAAUGAAAAACUUUGUGAAGCAAGCAUAAAAUCUAUCACAAUGGAUGAAAAUGGCGAGUCAUUUGCAGUCAUCUUAUAUUCAGAUUUUCAAGAAAGGAAAGUGCCUCUUAAAAGACUUCAAGAAGUAAAAUCUGUUAAAGAGUACUCUAGGAAUUUUAUAUUUGAUGAUGAAGAUUUGGAAAAACCUUAUUUCCCAGACCGGGAAUUUCCAUCAUCUGCUGUUGCUUUUCAAUUAUCUGAAGAUGGAGCCUCUAUUCCUUAUACUAUUAAUAGGUAUUUGAGAGACUACCAACGGGAAGGAGCCCAGUUUCUCUAUGGACACUUCAUCCAAGGAAGAGGGUGUAUUCUUGGUGAUGACAUGGGACUUGGAAAAACAGUACAGGUUAUUUCAUUUUUGGCUGCAGUUUUGGGUAAAAAAGGAACUCGUGAAGAUAUUGAAAAUAAUAUGCCAGAGUUUUUACUAAGAAGUAUGAAAAAGGAAGCUCCUUCUUCUGCAGCAAAAAAGCUAUUCUUAAUAGUUGCUCCUCUUUCUGUUCUCUACAACUGGAGGGAUGAAUUGGACACCUGGGGAUAUUUCAGAGUUACUAUUUUACAUGGUAACAAAAAAGAUAAUGAACUGAUUCGUGUAAAGCAGAGGAAAUGCGAGAUUGCUCUAACAACUUAUGAAACACUGCGCUUAUGUCUGGAUGAACUUAACAGUUUGGAAUGGUCAGCUGUCAUUGUAGAUGAAGCUCAUAGAAUCAAGAAUCCAAAGGCUAGAAUAACAGAAGUUAUGAAAGCUUUAAAAUGUAAUGUCCGAAUUGGCCUCACUGGAACCAUUCUUCAGAACAACAUGAAAGAAUUGUGGUGUGUUAUGGACUGGGCUGUGCCAGGACUUUUAGGUAGUGAGAUCCACUUCAAGAAGCACUUUUCUGACCCAGUAGAACAUGGUCAGAGACACACAGCAACAAAAAGAGAACUAGCUACUGGCCGAAAGGCCAUGCAAAGACUUGCAAUAAAGAUGUCUGGAUGGUUUCUCAGGCGUACCAAGAUUCUAAUCAAAGAUCAGUUGCCUAAGAAGGAAGACCGGAUGGUGUAUUGUUCUCUGACAGAUUUUCAGAAAGCUGUCUAUCAAACAGUGUUAGAAACAGAAGAUGUGUCUUUGAUACUUCAGUCUUCUGAGCCUUGUCCCUGCAGUAGUGGCCAAAAAAGGAGAAAUUGUUGUUAUAAGACCAAUUCACAUGGCGAAUCAGUGAAAACCUUGUAUUUCAGUUACCUCGCAGUCCUUCAGAAGGUAGCUAACCACGUCGCAUUACUACAGGCCGCUAGCACCUCCAAGCAACAGGAAACACUUAUCAAAAGGAUAUGUGAUCAAGUAUUUUCCAGAUUCCCAGAUUUCGUGCAGAAAAGCAAAGAUGCAGCCUUUGAAACACUUUCUGACCCAAAAUACAGUGGAAAAAUGAAGGUUCUUCAGCAGCUUUUAAAUCAUUGCAGGAAAAACAAAGAUAAAGUUCUUCUUUUCUCCUUUUCCACCAAGUUGCUUGAUGUGCUGCAACAAUACUGCAUGGCGUCUGGGCUUGAUUACCGACGACUUGAUGGAAGUACAAAGUCAGAGGAAAGAAUCAAGAUUGUGAAAGAGUUCAACAGCACACAAGAUGUUAAUAUUUGCCUUGUCUCCACAAUGGCUGGUGGACUAGGCCUCAAUUUUGUUGGUGCCAAUGUGGUUGUGCUAUUUGAUCCUACUUGGAAUCCAGCCAAUGAUCUUCAAGCAAUUGACAGAGCAUAUAGGAUUGGGCAAUGCAGAGAUGUCAAAGUGCUUAGGCUGAUAUCCUUGGGAACUGUGGAGGAGAUCAUGUACUUACGGCAGUUAUACAAGCAGCAACUUCACUGUGUGGUGGUUGGAAGUGAAAACGCCAAGCGAUAUUUUGAAGCAGUUCAAGGAUCAAAAAAGCAUCAAGGAGAGCUUUUUGGGGUCUAUAAUCUCUUCAAACUAAGGUCCCAAGGGUCUUGUCUUACAAGGGACAUUUUGGAGAGAGAAGGCCAGGUGGAAGCGGGCGUCAUGACAGCUUCAACAUGGUUGAAAGAGGAACCUCCAGUACACAAACCAGAAACUGCUAGGAAGCCUGACGGUCCGGAACACAGAGGUCCAGAACAACUUGCAGAACCACUGGCAAAAGAAGCAUGUGACUUCUGCAGUGAUUUCAGUGAAGAUGAAUUGGGAAACUCAAUAGUAAAGACUGCUAAAAACAAAGCAUCCGACUCAAAUAAAACGUCAGGUUCUCCUGGACAGCUUACUUUACUCCAGUGUGGUUUCUCCAAAUUGUUUGAGACAAAAUAUAAAGCAGUUGAGGAUAGUGAUGGAGAUACUGCCUCUGACGAUGAAAGUUCUGAUGAACAGCCCACAUGCCUUUCAACAGAAGCGAAAGAUGCUGGUUGUCAGAAAAGUCAAGGCUCUCUUGGUAUUUCAAAACCUCGGAGAUUAGCUAGCCCCCUAAAUCCAAGUGAAAAAUGUAUUUUGGGUAAAAGUGAGAAGAUUUUAGAACAGAAUGUUUCUUCUGAGUCUGAUGAUGAGAAAAUUUGUAAAAAUCCAGCUGACCGCCACUGCAUUUUACAGAAUAUCAGUGACUCAGAAGAUAGUGAUGUCAUCCUUCCCACGCAAUAUACACCUCAGGAAUUCCCUAAGAAGAAUAUAAGGUUUAAGCUACCUGUGCAUGGCUCUGAAGACUCUGAAACAGAAAACCCUGUAAAAGUAAAAAAUAAUGGUGAUGAUAGAAGGACCAGUGUCAGAGGAAAUGGACUAAUUUCAAAACACUCAAAUCCUGAGAAUCCAGCCCUGAACUCUAUCACGAAAAGAAAAGGCAGUAGUGAUAUUAGUGACGAAUCCGAUGACAUUGAACUUGCCUCCACGUCAAAAGUAAGAAAGCAGAGAGCUACUAGUUCUCUGAGGUUUAAGAGAAAAAAGGAAGAUAAAAGGGAACUUUAUACUUUUCCGAAAACACUGAGGAAGACAAACCGACUGUGUGCAGCAGAUCAAGAGUGUAACUCUCAGGCUAUUGAUGAGUUUUCAUCCUCAGAUGACGACUUAUCUGUUGGCCAUGUCAGUCUCUCUAAACAGAACCACAGACUAAAAACUGUGGAGGACAAAAUCAGUUUCUCUUCAAAAUUAACUAGCCAUAAGAAAAACAACACUUCCAUACCAAGAGAACCCAUGAAAUUUUCAAAUGAGAGCACUGUCAGUCAAGAGCAGAUGUGUGAAUCAAUGGAUAAGUUUUUAGAUGGUGUUCAGGAAGUGGCUUACAUUCACUCAAACCAGAAUGUGAUUGGAUCAAGCAAAGCUGAAAAUCACAUGAGCCGAUGGGCAGCACGCGAUGUAUUUGAAUUGAAGCAGUUUUCCCAGCUUCCCGCAAACGUGGCCAUUUGCACUUCUAAGGAAGAACGUAGGGCACGUAAGGUAAAAGUGAAGGGAGACACAUUAACACAAACAAAGGAAUGUCAACAACCAAAUGAAGGAGCCAUUUCCUUUCCCCUUUACAUCUCACACCCCGUCAGCCAGAAGAAGAAGAAAGUCUACCGGACAGACCAGACUACCUUCAUUAUUGGAGAAACACCAAAAGGUAUCCGAAGGAAACAAUUUGAAGAAAUGGCUUCCUACUUUAAGAUGUCUUCUGUAAAGGAAUUUGCUAACCAGAUAACUAAUGCCACAUCAGAAGAACGACAGAACAUGCUAAGAGACUUUUAUGCUUCUCAGUAUCCAGAAGUAAAGGAAAUUUUGGUGGCUUCUCCUUCGCAAUUCAUUAAAGAUGCCUCUGGGGAAAGAGAGAGAGUCAGGAAUAAGUCUGAAAAUAGAGAAUCUCUUGCAGAAGAAAGGCUGUCAGAUUCUGAAACUUUGUCGUUUAAAAAUUCUACCCAAAGACAGUUACAAAUUUGCAGCCCAAAAAUAUAUAAAGAAAAAUCAAUUAAGUUUCGGAAUCACAGUUUCCGUAGAGAAGAAGUCCUUUCUAAAGAUGUGGAAACAAAAAAAUUACCUAUAAGCUCUACCCAAGAGACUACCAAUGGGAAAAACAGCCAAGCUUCCAAAGAUCCUGUAGCAUCCUGUUCCCUGAGUAGUAAGUCUGGAGCAUAUGAGUUAGAAAAGGUAGAAGAUACCCUGAAAGACCAACAGGACCUCACAGAAUUGAGUGUUUCAAGAAAUGGACCCCUUUUCAAAGGGGAAAACAAGAAGAUAGGAAGUCCAGCGUUAGAAAAGCCUUCUGUGGCAGGUUUGCUUGGUGAUACCUCUAUUCUGGAUGACCUCUUUAAAAGUCAAGGGAACAGUCCCACAAGACUGCCAAAGAAAGUUCUUUCAGGGCCCACGGAGAAAGCAAAACAGAGACCAAAAGAUGUCUGGGACAUCCUGAAUGAGCAGAAUGACGACAGUCUCAGGAAACUCACCGACUUGGCAGUAAUAGAGACUCUUUGUGAAAAAGUGCCCUUGGCCUCAUCCUCCAAAAGGAAAGAGGAUCCCGAAGCUUCUCUUUGGAAAUCAAAUGAGAAAUUUCUGUGGAAAAAAUUUAACUCAAGUGCUUCAGAUGAAAACACAGCUAAGACACAAGAGUAAUACAUACACAUACAAAUGAAUUACUACAGCCAAUGAACUUCUGCUGUUAAUGUUUACAACACUAAUUAUGUUAUAUAUUUGUCAACAUACAUUUUUAAUAAACUCUUGCUUUAGGGUUUUUUGCAGGGUUUUUGUUGUUGUUGUUGUUGUUUUUUCUUUUUUGGCCACCCCAUGGCAUAUGGAGUUCCUGAGCCAGAGAUCAGAUCCCAGCCACAGUCGUAGCCAGCCUAUGCCACAACUACAGCAAUGCCAGAUUCUUUAAUCCACUGUGCCAGACCAGGGAUCAAACCCGCAUCCUGGUGCUGCAGAGAUGCUUUCAAUCCUGUUGAGCCACAGCAGGAACUCCUAGGGAUUUUUUUUUUUUUUUUAAGUUUAAAAAUGUUAUCAUGUAUUUGUUUUCUUUGAUACCUGAUUUGGUUGUGUGUUUUUUUUUUUUAAUAUGAUUGUGUUGUAGUAUAAACCUCUGUUAUGAAAUGGAAAAGAUUCUAGAUUUGUUAUCAGGAGACCUGGGGCAUUUCGGUUAUUGUGUAAUUAUGUGAUCUUAAGUAAAUAAUUUAGCCUGGUGUGUAGUCAUUUCUUGAUAUGAAAUAUGAAAGGUUUGAACUUGAUCAACAGGAGUGUCCUUCCAAUUUAAAAAAGGUUUGGUUCACUCUCCCGGAUUCCAUUAAGUCAUAGGCCAAAUUAUGCUCAGUCCCCAAAUCAAGAUUAUACUGAUGUGUUUCUUUUUUACUAGCAUUUGAAAAAUUAUUAACUGUUUUCCUUUUCCCUCAGUGUCAUGUGCUACAAUUAUGAAAUUAUUUAUAUAAAAGUAAUAACUAGUACUGAAUAUAUGAUGUGUAUUAAAAAAGUAAGUUUAUGGAGUUCCCAUUGUGGCACAGCGGAAACGAAUCUGACUAGUAUCCAUGAGGAUGCAGGUUCGAUCCCUGGCCUCGCUCAGUGGGUUAAGGAUCCGGCGUUGCCAUGAGCUGUGGUGUAGGUUGCCGACAGGGCUCGGAUCCUGCAUUGCUGUAGCUGUGGUGUGGGCUGGUGGUUACAGUUCCGAUUCGGCCUGGGAACCUCCAUAUGCCUUGGGUGUGGCCUUAAAAAGCAAAAAAAAAAAAAGUUUAUAAGUGCUCAAAAUCAAAGGGUUAAUGUUGAACAACUUUAUCUGACGCUGAAGUAAUACAAUUAUUAUCAUUCGCCACAGAACACCAGUGCCUCAGCUUUUUAUACAACUAUAUAAAGCUUUGCAUAGUACUUUUGUAUUUCUUAAGUAUGAAGAAAGGAGUGAACAUUUGAUUUUUUUUAAUUGUUGUAUUUUAUUGAAUUUAAUUUAUAUGGUUUAUAACCAAUGGAACAUGCUCAUUGUUGAGUGCACUUAGUUGGAAACCUAGCCUGUGUGUGCACCAUGCUAGGUGCCAGGGGUGUAUAGGUGAGGCUCUGCUACCAGGAAAACAAAGGAGCCUUGUCUGUAAAGAGUCGAGUCUGUUUUAAAGCCCCUGGCACAUGAUAGCAGGACCUGAGGCUUCUGCUGACCCACACACAGAUAGAGUGUGACAGCUUUCCUUCAGUUGAGCUCCUCAGGCUAUGCUAGGAGGACCUGUCCAGAAGAUAGCAGUGAAUCAGGAAAUGGUGAUGCUCAGAAAUCGCUUUGAAUUGGGACUGAGAUGGGGGGAGAGGGUCUUUGGAGUACCCAGCCAUUGCAGAGUAGAGCCAUUGCUCAGAAAUGGGGAAAAAAAAAAGCAAAGAAAAUUUUUUUCUCAAGGGACUGAAUGGCCAAGUAUGUUUUUCUUUAGAGCAAGGUUGAGGGCUGUGAAGUAUAUUUUCAUGACCCAGUACAUAUGUGUUAAUACAUAUAUGAAUGAAAUAAAGUGUUUAUGAAAUACUAUUUAA